Molecule: messenger RNA, 1764 nt
Organism: Medicago truncatula (barrel medic)
Lineage: Eukaryota; Viridiplantae; Streptophyta; Magnoliopsida; Fabales; Fabaceae
Product: protein MAIN-LIKE 2-like
Exons: 1
Coding region: 1-1764 (587 amino acids)
Biological process (GO): meristem maintenance; meristem development
Source: RefSeq, a predicted model, not a curated record
AUGGAGGUGAAGGAAGAUCACAUGCUUUCACCAGCUGGUGACAGUGAACCAAUUCUCAGAAUCGCCCAUUUUCUCAAACCCAUUUCAAACACCAUUGAAGAACCACCUUCUGGGUUUAAUCCAUCUUCUCUUUUUGACCCAGAGGAGUGGCCUUUGAAAAUCAACUUCAUUGGAUGGCCACGCCCCGUAACAGAAAAAUGGGUUUAUUGGGUUGAUCAACUUAAACCCAAAUUUGAAUAUGUGUGGAAGAAAGUUGGCAUCUUUGAAGCUAUUAUGAGUACCAAGUGUUGCAUAAAGAAAGAUCAUAACUUGCUAUUUGGGGUUGUUGAGAAAUGGUGUUGUGAGACAAACACAUUUGUUUUUCCAUUUGGUGAGGCAACUAUCACUUUGGAAGAUGUUAUGGUUUUAGGGGGUUACCCUAUUCUUGGUGAUCCUGUUUUCAUUACACUUCAAGACCAAGAAAUGAAAGAGGUGGAAAAGGAAUUGAUCCUUGAAAGACAGCAACUUUAUAAGACUAAGUCAGCUAAUGCUAGAACAAGGGUAUGGAUGGAUGUUUUCAUUGAUAAAGGUAAUGAACUUGAACAUGAAGCAUUUCUUGCUACUUGGUUGUCAAUUUUUGUUCAUCCUUAUAAAAGUCGUGUUGUGAAUAGUUCUUUCUUUCGUGUUGCUAUUCAUCUUGCUAGAGGAAAUCCUAUUGCAUUAGCACCUGCAGUUUUGGCUAGUUUGUAUAAGGAUUUAGGUUUACUUAAGAACAUAUUAGUUAAUUUGUCAAAACUUCCUGUUGGUGGUGAUAGACUUCCCAUGGAGGCUAUUCUUCAAUCACCCUUUUACUUGGUUCAAGUUUGGGUUUGGGAGAGGUUCAAAAAUUUACAACCACAACCCAUGCUGAUCAACUAUGAAGACCCUUUUUUGUUUAGGUGGCAUAAUGCUGAGAGUGAGAACUUAAAUGUUGACAAUGUUAGGUUGGAAUUAAACUCAGCAAAGAAUCAUUUUCUUUGGCGUCCAUAUGUUAGAUUUGCUGAGAAGUGUGAACUGUUUUAUCCAAAUGAUGGAACUUGGGUAUUUAAGACUGAUUUGGAUGACACAAUGCUGUCAUUUGUUAGAUGUAUGAGAGUUUCUGAGCUUGUUGGAAUUGACUUUGUAGUUCAAUAUCUCCCACAUAGAGUUGCUUUGCAAUUUGGAAUGGAUCAAGAUAUUCCAAGUUACGUGCCUAGGUUCAAUGAGACUGAAUCUGUUGCUUGGGAAAACUACAACAGGCCCAUAUCUGAUGAACAUGUGUAUUUUCCAUCGAGGUUGUUUGAGGCAGAUGUUACCACUCGUUAUGCAGAGUGGUGGAAGAAAUUUGUACCUAAUUGCAACAAUUUUGUUAAGAAAACUGUGCAGCAGAAGAGAAGUGCAAGUCCAUGGAAACAUCGACCUUGUGAGGGAAACGCUAAGGAAAGUGGAAAUGAUGAUGGUGAAAGCUGUCGCUAUGCUCUCAGAAACAGAGUCUCUUCUUCCAACAAUGCAACUGUAGCGCAGCAUAAUCUUCAGUUUCACUCUGAUAUGGCUGCAGGAGCUAAACAAACACUUAUAGAAAGAAAAGAAAGUGAUGAUGAUGUAUUAGUUUUCUUAAAAGAGAAAUACUUGAAGAAUCAAGAGGAACUCACACGUCUGGCAAGAGAACAGGAGCAUCUGGAAAGACAACAGGAAGAGGUCUUACAGUUAAUAAAUUCAAGGGAGAAGAGGGAAGAAGUGUCAAGCAGCUCCUCACUAGUGUUCUAA